UGUGAAUAUGCAUCUUUAUUACUAUAUCGGUGAAGACGGAAAGAGAGUGUACACACUAAAGAAAGAAACCCCGGAAGGAGGUCCGACCUUCUCUGCACAUCCAGCUCGCUUUUCUCCUGAUGACAAGUAUUCGAAGGAAAGAGUGAUUUGCAAAGAGCGCUACGGAUGCCUCUUAACUCAGAAACCAGAUAUGAAGUUAUAAUUUGCACAUAGUUUUGUUU
Blastocystis hominis is the source of this 221-nucleotide messenger RNA. RefSeq lists its product as hypothetical. The coding region runs from base 8 to 202 and encodes 64 amino acids. The record is from RefSeq and is a predicted model, not a curated record. Gene Ontology annotation, cellular component: box H/ACA snoRNP complex; box H/ACA telomerase RNP complex. The transcript is spliced from 3 exons. Lineage: Eukaryota; Bigyra; Opalinata; Blastocystidae. Gene Ontology annotation, molecular function: telomerase RNA binding; box H/ACA snoRNA binding. Gene Ontology annotation, biological process: ribosome biogenesis; positive regulation of telomerase RNA localization to Cajal body; snRNA pseudouridine synthesis.